This is a messenger RNA of Megachile rotundata (alfalfa leafcutting bee), 2800 nucleotides long. RefSeq names its product cuticular protein 16 (gene CPR16). Gene Ontology annotation, cellular component: chitin-based extracellular matrix. Gene Ontology annotation, molecular function: structural constituent of chitin-based larval cuticle. NCBI's taxonomy places the organism in Eukaryota, Metazoa, Arthropoda, Insecta, Hymenoptera, Megachilidae. The record is from RefSeq and is a predicted model, not a curated record.
UACGGCGGUAUCGAGGCACCCUCAAUUAGCUGCUUCACGCGUGAUGUAUAUACAAUAUAUGUUGGCGGCAAAAGGGUUAACUGAACGACGUAACAAGUUCAUCAAUUCCAUCAGUAUUACUCACUGAGCUGCGGCGACGCAACAAGUCGCUGACAAGGAUUUUUCGCCAAGUUAAACACAGCCACGUGGGCGGCCAUGUUGCGUUGGUUUUGACAUUGUCAUUAAACGCGAUUCUUUAAUGUCAAAACGCAGUCGUUCUCGGCAUACUCACAUCUGCAUACGAACGUCGUUUAUUCAUUUUCUUCGAUAGACUGAAUUUUGUAUUCAUUGAGAAAUAGAAAUUUCGUUUGGAAUAUCUGUCUACAAUAUUUAUUAUUUGAAAAUACUUGUAGCAAAUACUUGUAGUAAGAAAUAUUUAGUAAUAAAAAGGGAGAGAAUCUAAAAACAGAAAGGUCCAAGGCUUCUUCAAAUUAACGACACGAUUCCCCACGGUCUCGUAGAAGACAAGCGGAGUUCAAAAGGUGACACCCUUCGAGAUGGCAUCGAGUCGAAAACGAAGAGUCGACAGCAUCCCCCAGUGACUGUGGAAUGUGUGAGAGAUCGACGCCUCGUACCGUGGCCAAUAAACGUUGAUUUAUCGGCUUGGAAAUCGAACUGGAGGUGAUUUGUGAUCCUGGACCGCGCACCAUGAGCACCAUGAGCCUGGUCGCGGUGCACCAUAGGGCUCCGUAGGGCCCCUGAUACCGGCCACCUUGGUGGGGGCGCAUCGUGAGCGUAUAUAACGUAUCCACGGGGUCCUAUAUAAGAGGAUGCCUACCAGAGCUCACACUCUCAUAACCGUUAGCUCAGUCUCAGUGGAAUUAUCCGGUAAACGACCAAAGUUACAAGUUCUACGGGGUUUGUGUCGCAGCUAACAUGAUACACGUGAUAUUGAUCGGCAUCUUUCUCGAGCAAAGCCUCGCAGCACCCAUAGCGAACGUUUGGCUGAGUCCCAUAGGAUCCUUGACGCCAUUGAGGCAAUUUCAUAUACAGGAUGGCGCCGGGGGAUAUCAUUAUUCAUUCACGGGGCCCCAUCACGCCAAAUCGGAAUCCAGCUUGAACGGAAUUACACAGGGUGGCUAUUCUUACAUCGACGCGAACGGGGUCUUGCAAACGGUUACCUACACGGCGGACGAUGAAAAUGGCUUCAGAGUGAGCGCCAGUAAUCUUCCUCAACCGCCGAAAAACGAUCUUCAAGCGGUUCAAGACACGCCGGAAGUCGCUGCGGCUAAGAAGAACGAGUUGGAGGAGCUUCAGAAGUCGCAGCUCAGAGAUCACUCGAAUUAUCAAUCGAACAUUCUGUCUUACAAGAUACUGCCCUCGUAUUUUAGCGUUUCUCAGCUGGGGAAGGAGAACGAGAAGAAUUUGGCUGUUCGAGAAAUCGCGACAACGAAGAACCCGUUCCUCCUGCCAGCGUCCGAGGCCGACAGGAUCAAAGUACCGAAACCCGACAACAAUCUCUUAAAAGCAUCGGCAAAAAAUCCAUCGCCUCAGCAAAGGAAAAACGAGAUUAUCCAAGAAGGGACUUUACAAUCAGGGAAACUGGUGACGUUGAACGGCCUUCAGAGUCCUGUAGCUGUCCCUAGUUCUUACGUGCUUCCGGUUCUACCGUACAGACUGCUUCACAGCGCCCUUCACCAUACUCAAGACUCCCUGGGCCAAUACGAUUACACGUAUGCAGGUGAUUCCAGCGCGAAAACUGAAUCCAGGUCUUUGGACGGGACCACGAGAGGAGCUUACAGUUACAUCGACCCCAACGGCAUUUUGCAGCAGGUCCAUUACGUGGCGGACCACAACGGCUUCAGGGUUUUGGCCACCAAUUUGCCGGAAGCUAAAUAAAGACACCGUCGGUGUCGCUCGACGAGCUUCUUUCGAGAACCGCAAUUCGACGGGAAUUUGUACUCGAUUCAGAGGAUUUGUCCGAAUUGAAAUUUUACUUUUAGAGAAAGUUCACUCGAUGAUUACGUAAAUUCUUUUUUACUGGAUACGGGGAAUAUUUCGUUUGGAUAUUUAAGUGAUUAGUUUUAAUGGUACUCGUGUAUGAUUUAGUGGAAAUAGGUUAUCUUGUCAAGAUGUGAGAAGUAACUAUGAAAGUAACAUUUUAAUGCUUGUUUUAUACCGAAUUUUAAAUCAAACAACUGUAAGUCUAAACACUGUACUUCUGUACCGAUUUCUCUGUAUCGAAUUUAUUAAAAUUUCCUCGAUCGACGUUACAAAUUAUUACAAAAUGUAGGAUUGUAAUAUAGAGACAAAAGAAUAAUACGAGAAGAAAGAAAUCUCUAAAAAUAUCUUUGAAACCGAUUAAAGUAGCUAAAUUCGAAAACGUGCUAUUAGAGGAGCAUUUAAAACACUGAGAGCUAUCAAUUUGUAUCCAAGAUGAAAUUGCGGAAACGAAGAUUUUCAUCGUGGCAGCCCGCUGCAGAAUCGAAGAUGAAUGCAAAGGUACACGAGGCAAAGGUAAACUUUCCUCGUUCGUUUCCUGAUGAUUGGAAGUCGACUUUCUUUCUUUUUUUUCUCUCAACUUCUCCCAUAGAACGUACGUGAUCAAAGAAUCCUAAUAAUUUCCGAUCUAUCGCGAACCCGUUUCUUACCGUUGGGUGCUCUAAGGGGUGCAGGGUAAUCAAACUUUCCGAAUGCUUUUCGAGUUCGUUCCAUCGCGGUUUUAUGCAUAUUCGUGGACGCAGAACGAACUUAAUUCGUAUUCGUAUCUCGUUACUGGCUAAUUGUAAGAUUUACGUCUGAAUAAAUUAUUCUUUGCGUG